Jatropha curcas is the source of this 879-nucleotide messenger RNA. RefSeq lists its product as uncharacterized. Lineage: Eukaryota; Viridiplantae; Streptophyta; Magnoliopsida; Malpighiales; Euphorbiaceae. The record is from RefSeq and is a predicted model, not a curated record.
AUGUGGACAGAGAUUAGUGGACUGAUUUUUGAAUAUUUAAAGACUUGGAAACAACACACUCUUCUUUGUUUUCAAGUCAAGAAACACAGAGAACUAAUUGCACUUUUCAGUUCCUCUAGUGAGCGUUGCUACUUAAAAAGCUCAUUAAAGAUUCAAAGCCACGCAUUUUCUUCAGUCACGGACACGAGCUUGUACCCAAGGGUCAAAGUCAGAAAACACGAAGGAGAAGAAGAUGGUGAUCUUGAAUAUCUUUCUCCACCGAAGGGUAACUCGGAUUUACUCUUCUUGGAGAUCACUGAAUCUCCAUAUGUUCAAGAAAAGGAGAACCAAAGUGAUACACUAGAUUUAAUUGCCAGAAUCACAAAACCUUAUGUCCCAAACUUGACACCACAACCAAAUCCAAUCUCUGCUUCUAAAGUGAAGAAGAAAAAACCUCAUUCCGUUUCGCGCCCACGGGCAGUCUUAUCUAGUCCUGCUAAUGAUCUCAAGGUUGGAAAUGGAAAUAGAAUGAAGAUAAGCAAAGAAAGAUCUUUGGGUCUGAGAAAAUGCAAUUCUGAACCCAAGAAGAAGCAAACUCAAAACAAGCCCACUGCAAGUGCUAGUCAUGCUAUAGCAGCAGAAAGCUCUCUCUACUUGAGAAAAGGUGACUUGAAGGCUGCAACUGCUAGUAACAUAAUUGCAAAAUCCGAAGGACUCUCAAGCAAGGUCAAGGGUUGAUAACUUCAAUCGCAAAAUCCAUCUUAGUCUCCCAUAUACUUGUACAUUUAAGAUGCUAUAUUUUAUUAUUAAUUUUUGAUGUUUGCAUCUUGACUUCAAAAUUGUACAAGAGUAUCCAUGUAUUCUUAAUAUUUUCUAAAAUGCUUAUUUAUAUUCUCAAAA